AUGGCUCCAAGCGCUACCACAUCGAAGAAAACCGCCUCGCAGCAGCAGGAGCUCAGGAUUGAAGGCAGUAGCCGCAAGCACGACCACGACUCUGCCACCGCCGCCGGGCAAGAUGGCCGUGACGUACCGCCAUACCUCGAAGCGCUCUCGAAAUCGCAAUACGCUGCUGCGACUCACCCACCAACAUCAUGCCUCCAGAUCCUAGCAGGACCCGGCUCGGGCAAGACGCGCGUGCUCACGUCCCGCGUCGCCUGGCUCAUCCUCGACCCAGCAAACAAGCUCAAGCCCGAAGAUAUUUUGGUGGUCACCUUUACAAACAAGGCGGCGAACGAGAUGAAGAUGCGUCUCGUGAAGCUGAUCGGCAAGGAGCGCGUCGAUAAUCUCGUCAUUGGCACUUUUCACUCGGUCUGUGCCAGGUACCUACGCAAGUAUGGCAAGCUCAUAUCGCUACCGAACAACUUCACCAUCAUCGAUUCAGACGAUGCAAAGCGCAUGUUCAAGGCUAUCCUCAAGGAUCUCAAAGCCGAUCUUGAUAAGGAGCAUAUUUCGAUCAAACCAGAACAGGCCAUGUCCGAGAUAUCGAAAGCCAAGGCAAAGGAGAUUGAUCCGAUCAGAUACAGGGACCUAGCAGAGCAAGAUAGAGCCAAGGGCGAGUCCCGCAAGGCGCCCAUCGGCAGACAAUUCACUGGCUCGGCUCCCUUCAAAAUGAUCAUGGCCACCAUCUAUACCAUGUAUCAGCAGCAACUCGUCGACGCCAACGCGUUGGAUUUUGAUGACCUGCUUGUGUACGGCGUCCAACUCUUUCGGCGCCAGAAUCAGGUGGUGCGCAACAUUCAGCACGUCCUCGUCGACGAGUUUCAGGAUACCAACAUCACCCAGUAUGAGCUCAUGCGUCUGGUCGCUACCGCCUCGCAAGCCGUCAGCAUUGUCGGCGAUCCAGAUCAGAGCAUCUACGGUUGGCGUAGCGCAGAGAUCGGCAACCUCGACAAGAUGACGAAAGAGUUCAACGGUACCAAGCAAGCGCGGCUCGAAGAAAACUACCGAAGUACCGGCGCCAUCCUCGAGCUUGCCCUCAAAGUGGUUCAACAGGACACGUCCCGCGUCGACAAGGAUUUGUACACUUCCCAUCCUCGCGGACUGCCCGUCGUUCUCAAGUCGCACGGCUCGGCACAGCUGGAAGCAUCGUACAUCGCAUCCGAAGUCAAACGUCUCGUCGCUCAUUCUGGCGGCAUGCUCGACUUCAAUGACUUUGUCAUCCUUCUACGCUUCAACUACCUCUCGCGUGCCAUUGAAGCCGAGUUGCAAGCCAGAGGCAUCGACUCGAGAAUGAUGGGCGGACACAAGUUCUUUGACCGUAUGGAAGUCAAGGAUCUCCUCGCCUACUUGGCUCUCGCCGACAAUCCUGGUUUCACCCCGGCAUUCAUCCGUGUCGUCAAUGUGCCGAAACGUGGCAUCGGUGAGAAAGGCAUCACCGAUCUGCUCAAUAUGGCCAAAGCAGAGGGUUGCAAGCCAAUGAAGCUCGUCGAAAAAGUCGUGUCGGGCGGCAAGAAUCCAGGUAUCAAGCCGGCCAUGAAAAAGGGUUUGAAGGAUUUAGUCGAAGCCGUCGGCGCGGUGCGAGAGGCAGCAAGAACGGGCACACCAGUUGCGCAACUCCUGGAGACGCUCAUCGAAAAGAUCAACUACGAGAACUACCUCAAGGCUCAACCGGACUACGAAGCGCGCUGGGGCAACGUGCAGGAGCUCAUCUCCUUCUCCACCAUUGUCGCUCAGAAUGUAGCCUAUGCUGAUGCAAACGCUCCAUCGGUCCCUCUCGAGCAGAUCCUUUCGCAUACGCUUUCCAAUCAAGAGGGUACUGACACAGGACGGAGCUUGCGAGAUGACAGCGAUGACGAGGACGAUUCAUUCGAGGAGGUCGACAUCAAGCCAUCCCGCAGCGAAGAGUUGCCAACGUCACCGGAUACUCACCCCUACUUCAAGAAGCAUGGCACCGGGAAGCGAAAAUUGAAGCUACCGGCCAAGGGUGAGAUCAUUGAUUUGUGCGACUCGAGCGAAGAAAGUCAGGAAUCUGCGCAGGUUCGCGAGACACAAGCUUCCCCAGCCAAGAAGCGACGCACCGCCAAAAAGGAGCCCCCCGCGGCUGAGGAAGAAGAGGCUUCCGCCGACGACGAUGACAAGCCAAAAUCCGCACUCUUGUCGCAGCUCGACGAGAUUGAGGAAAAGGUGGACACGCGCUCGCAAGAUGAUGCAGACGAAGCGGACGACGAGGAGCAAGAAGAAAAGACGCCGCUGCGCGUGUUCCUGGAAGCUUCGAUCCUCGCCACCGACAUGGACGCAGAGACGGAUCAAAAGGACGAAAAGAAGAAACCGAAAGUGACCAUAUCGACCUGCCACGCAGCCAAAGGUCUCGAAUGGCCCGUCGUCUUUAUCCCUGCCAUCGAGCAAGGCUGCUUCCCCUCCUUUCGGUGCGAGAGGCCCGACGAGGUUGCCGAAGAGCGUCGUCUGCUGUAUGUCGCCAUGACACGUGCCGAGAGCGUGCUGUACCUCACGCACGCCUCUGCACGAAUGCAGGGAGGGGAUACGCAGGACAAGAUCAUCAGCAACUUUGUCGCUUCCGUCGCUUCCAAGACAGACGGUGGGACCUGUGACGCGAAGAAGGCGAUCAAGUUUUGCACGACGCGUCCGGAGGUGGAUUACCGGGCUGUGAAGACGAUGGCCGAGGUGACGGGGAAGGACUUGCCGACGGAGGCAAAGGUCAAGGCGGCGGUGGCGGAGUGGGACAAGACGUCGGGUAAGGAGGUGAAGCAGGUGGAUCAGAUGAACAGUGGCCGCAUGACUGGUUUUGGGACGUACGCGAGUUACGGCGGCGCAGGUGGAUAUACGACAGCCGGGGUGCACAGCGGCGCUACUGGAGGAUGGAAUUCGCAAAUGGGCUUCGGUCUGUACAGCGACGACGGUCUUCGGUCUAGCUCUGCUGGACGUCAGUCGCAGUCGCAGAGUGGAGACGAUGUUCGCAGAACGCUGGGAUUCACGCCGCCCACGCUCGGCAGCUUCUCGUCUGCGGUUGACGACGAGGCUUCGCCGGGCCCGGCGUACUCGGGCUUCCAACGCGCGUCCUCCUUGGGAGGGGUCGGCCGCGGAGGUGGAUUCGGAGCUUUUGUCAACCGCAACUCGAAGUUCCCCGCACACUCAGGCUCGUCAGGUGCGGGCGGGAGACACAAGCAGCCUCUGAUCCCACCCUCGCGUCAACCAGCAGCGACACCGUCGGCCCCACCGUCGUUCACAGACGCGGUCCGGUUGAGGGCUAGACCCGAAGAUUCGCUUGACUGCGAUCAACCGUCCUCUUCCUUCAAAAUCCGCGGAAUCGGUGCUAUCUGUCAAACCGCCAUCUCGCAACACGGAACCUCGCACACGCACCUCGUGUCUUCGUCCGGAGGGAAUGCCGGUCUCGCCGUAGCCUACGCUGCAUCGCGUGCCGGUGUGGGCUGCACGAUCUUCGUCCCGCUUUCGACGGAAGAGGAUGUGAUCGAGAAGCUGCGGGCGGACGGUGCAGUGGUGGUGGUGGGUGGUGAUUCGUGGGAUCAAGCUGAUGCGGCGGCGAGGAGCGAGGUGGAGACGAGGGAGGGGAAUGCGGUCUACGUUCAUCCUUUUGAAGGUGACCAGUUGGUGGAGGGUCACAGUGGGGUGAUCGACGAGGUGGCGGAGCAGAUGGAAGGGAGUGGGGAGAUGGAUGUGCUGAUAAGCUCGGUCGGCGGAGGUGGACUGUUGCGUGGUAUCAUGAAGGGUGUGCAGAGACAAGGAAAGGAGGGGCAAGUGACGUUGGUGGCGGUCCAAAACUUUGGCGUCGACUCUUUCAAUCGCUCUCUGGACAAGUACAUUUCGUCGAAACAAGGUGAUCUUCCGGACAAAGUCGUGGAACUAUCAGCCAUUGAAAGCAAAUGCACCUCGAUGGGGACCAAGAAAUGCUCCCUCACUACUCUCCACGACGCGAUCCGCUAUCGUCAACGAGAUGGGGAGAUGACAACGUUGACAGUGACGGAUCCACUUUCAGCUUCGGCUUGCUGGCAGUUCUCAAAGCUGGCAGAAGACGGGAGGAGGAGGAUGGUUGAGUUGAGCUGUGCAUCGGCGUUGACGCCGGUGUUCCACCCGUGGAUCUUGAAGAGGGUGAUCGAGGGAAGCGAUAGGUUGAGAAGGAAGGUGGAAGAGGAGGGGAAGAUGCUGAAUGUGGUGGUAGAGGUGUGCGGUGGAAGCAAGGUCAACGAGGCAUUGUUGACGGAGUACGAGCGGGAAGCUGGAUCGAUGGAGAGAGGAGACAGGGUAAGGGUCAACGGCGUAGAUCAUCCCGCUUCCUCCAACUGA
This is a messenger RNA of Pseudozyma hubeiensis SY62, 4356 nucleotides long. RefSeq names its product potential DNA repair helicase. Gene Ontology annotation, cellular component: nucleus. The transcript is spliced from 2 exons. Gene Ontology annotation, molecular function: hydrolase activity; 3'-5' DNA helicase activity; DNA binding. The record is from RefSeq and is a predicted model, not a curated record. Lineage: Eukaryota; Fungi; Basidiomycota; Ustilaginomycetes; Ustilaginales; Ustilaginaceae. Gene Ontology annotation, biological process: recombinational repair. Bases 1 to 4356 code for a protein of 1451 amino acids.